Messenger RNA from Pelobates fuscus (common spadefoot toad), 1767 nucleotides. RefSeq names its product ELMO domain containing 2 (gene ELMOD2). The transcript is spliced from 9 exons. Gene Ontology annotation, molecular function: GTPase activator activity. Gene Ontology annotation, cellular component: membrane. NCBI's taxonomy places the organism in Eukaryota, Metazoa, Chordata, Amphibia, Anura, Pelobatidae. The record is from RefSeq and is a predicted model, not a curated record. Bases 236 to 1114 code for a protein of 292 amino acids.
ACCGUGUCACCCGCCCGGGCCCUUCCCAGCGCCCUACGUCACUCCCGGCCGUUGACUUGACCUAGUUCGGUCACCAUGGAGACCGACGGUUAGGACGCGGCUUAAUGACGUCGUUCGCGCGAAGUCACGUGACGCGAGGUGCUGAUGUGACAGCGGCAGGCUGCCUGCGCCCUCUGUUUACAUGUCCACACGGUAACCGGCCGGGCUGCAAGAGCGCUGAGUGAGGCCGUACAGGAUGGCGUUGCACAUCUGGCAGUAUCUGUACAGCAACUACUUCCGAUUUUGUGUGAAAUGGAUUUUGAGACAAAUCAGUGGAAAAUGUGAAUUACAACGAGUUUGCGAUGGAUAUAAAGAUGGAGCCCAAAGAACGCAUGGUAUAGAAUACUCUUUGGAACAUUCAAAAAGCAAAGUUCUGCAAAAAGCAGUAAAUGUUUUUGAAGAGGAAGUGGACACGUAUGUAGCUGAUCUAGUUAAAGAAAAGAAGAUUAAUGUAGAAAAGGAUAAAAGGUUUCAGAUUAGCCUGAGAAUAUGUUUGUUACAGAUAUCUGGUUAUAAGAAGCUUUAUUUGGAGGUGGAAGACAUGCGAAAGCAAUGCUAUGACUGUAAUAAUCCUGAACAUGAGCAGCAGCUACUGGAGCUAUGGAGUUUGCUGAUGCCACAUGAAAAAUUGAAGUCUAGAUUUACCAAGCAAUGGGGGGACAUUGGAUUUCAGGGCGAAGAUCCUAAAACAGAUUUUCGUGGCAUGGGAAUGCUAGGAUUAGCAAAUCUACUUUAUUUCAGUCAACAUUAUGCAGAAGAAUCACGUUUAAUCCUAUCUCAUUCAAAUCAUCCAAAAAUUGGAUAUUCAUAUGCUAUAGUUGGAAUCAACCUGACUGAGAUGGCAUAUAGCUUGCUGAAGAGUGGAGCUCUGAAGUCACAUUUCUAUAACACCGUUCCAGGAGUCCCUAGGAUAAAGUGCUUCCAUCAGUUUUAUUGCUACUUGGUUUAUGAGUUUGACAAGUUCUGGUUUAAAGAAGAGCCUGAGAGUAUUAUGUAUUUCAACCAAUACCGAGAGAAGUUUCAUGAUCAGAUCAAGCAUCUACUCCUUAAUCCUGAUGUUGUGCUGACUCUUUAACACCUAAUGUUCUAUAUGUAUACCGAAAUUAAAUCAUUUUAUUAUGAGGGUACUAUACUUUAUUUAAUGACCCACACAAAUCCUGUAUUAAGUGAGUAUUUUACUCCAAUGCUGUAUUUUAUUUGGGUAAACUACUGUUUCAGUCCCAUGGCAUUUCUAAUAUAACAUCAAAAGGAACAGGGGGUUAUUAUACCAAUUUAUAUGAUGACAUCAUUGGCAUGUUGACGGCCCUGUAUGUGUUAAAUUGAAUUGUAUUACUUGGUACCUAAAUCUUGGCACAUGUAUUGUUCACAUUUUUUUCACAGACCAAUCUAACUGGGUUUAUUUUUAUGGAAUGGGGACAGCAGUGUUUGCUGAAAAAAUAUAAUUAUGUUGCUGUUGGUAAUUUUCAACUAAAAGUAUACAAUCAUGCAAAUUUCAGGACCCAGCAAAGAGCUUUACAGGCACCAUCUUGUUUCUUUCUAAGGAGCAGGGGAGAUGGAACCAGAACCAAAGUGAAUUAAACACAUGCAUCCCUCAAGUAAUCUUGCAAUUGCUACGGCCACUAUCUUUAUUUUAUUUUUAAGGACACUUCCAGUAAAACCCUGGGACUAAACUGCACUCACUAUGUUUUAUUAUGGUACUGAUGAGAGCGUAGACCAUCCUUUAAAAAA